AAUGAAGACUUUUUUGUGCUUCAUUACAGGCUUAGAUAUUUAAGCAUCACCUUUAGAAUUCUCUUUCAUUUGCAGUGUAGUGAGCUGUUAGCUUGUCAUCACAUGCAAAAUACAGUAUUAGCCCUUAAAAACAAAAAAGCAAAUUCUGCUUCCAGAUGGUGUCACCCUUUUUCUUCUUGCAUUUACUGUAGUUUAAAUAAUGUAUGUUGUAUUGUUAAGUAAUGUGAAUAUCAAAUUAAAGCACUUGAAACAUACAUAUUUAUAAUGCAGGUAGGAGGCACGUCAAAUCUAUUUUUAACUCUUACGCAGUCCACGUUGUGCAAUGGGCUUUGGGUGUGGAGUUUAUAUUUUCAGCAGUGAUAUCAAUAGGCUGAUUUUCAGCAAAUGACAAGUGACAAGUGGCCUUUGCAGUGGUCAGCUUUACUCUUUGAACCCUCUCAGGGUGUGGGGAGAGACAACAUUGUGUUGCAGUUUCAGAAAAUCUUGUAUGUGGACAUCUUUUUUUUUUUUUUUUCCCCCACUCCUGCUUUACCUAUUGAUAAAUUCAGUUCUUAUGAUCACAGUCUAUUCAAGCUGCUUCCCAUCUGAUUUUUGACAAUUGCUUCUAAAAAUUUAUCAAGAAGACCAAGAAUUCAGUUGAUCUCCAUCGCUUUGCAUAAAAAUGGCUGAGUAUAUUGCCAUGUUAACACUGCUUUAGGAGGUACACUCAGAUGACAGUCAUGUCCCAUUCAAAGGAUCUCAAGGAUAACUUUCAUAGUGACACGGUAUUAUCCAUUUUAAAUGAACAGCGCAUUCGGGGUAUUUUAUGUGAUGUCACUAUAAUUGUGGAAGAUACCAAAUUUAAAGCCCACAGAAAUGUACUAGCAGCUUCAAGCCUUUAUUUCAAAAAUAUUUUUUGGAGUCAUACGAUCUGUAUUUCUGGACAUGUCCUGGAGUUAGAUGACCUUAAGGCUGAAGUAUUUACUGAAAUACUUAAUUAUAUCUACAGUUCCACAGUAGUUGUUAAGAGACAGGAGACUGUAACAGACCUUGCAGCUGCGGGGAAAAAACUGGGAAUAUCAUUUCUGGAAGAUCUUACAGACAUUAAUUUUUCAAAUUCCCCUUGUCCAUUUGCAUUUUGUAUUACUGAAAAAGGGGUGGUCAAAGAAGAAAAAAAUGAAAAAAGACAUGAAGAUUCAACUAUCACAAACGGGCCAAGAAUCACAAAUGCAUUUUCAAUUUUUGAAAAUGAAAAUAAUAAUUUGUUUUCUCCACUUGACUUGAGAGCGAGUUUUAAAAAGGUAUCUGAGACCAGUAAAGUAACCAAUGUUGGCCUUGAUAGGGAUGAUGUUGGAAAAGAUGCUGAGCCAGCCAGUACGUUAGCUGAACACUCCUAUGCAGUUUCUUCUGGAGGUGAUGCUUUUCAAGGAACUCCUUUUUUAGAACAUGACAGCAGCCCCCUGAAUAAAAUGAGUGAAGACAAUUAUGAAACUCUCCAGACAACACCGCUACUUCAACCAAUAAAACAAGCAUGUGGUACACCAAAGAUGGCCUUUAAACCCCAGUGUACUGGUCUGGCUAUAGCAAAAAUGUCAGCCCCCAAAGUAACCAAUAAAGAGGUUCAACAAGGAGCAGUUACAGAUCAAGCGAUUAUUCCUUUCCCUCAUGAUAAGGCAGGAGACUUACUUUUUUCCACAGAAGAGGAAAAUAAAUCUGCUAACAUCCCUGGAUCCAAAGGAACAGUUAUUCCACCUGUUUACAGAUGUAACUUUUGUACUAGAUUAUUUGAUGAUAGAGCUUUACUCAGUACCCAUCUUCAGCUUCACAUAAAUCAUCAGGAACCUUUAACAUGCAAAUACUGCAGCAAGCAAUUUGCAGAUCUUAACAUACUGGAGAAUCAUGAACAAGUCUGCAGGAGUUCAGGCAGCAUAUCUGUUCAGAGCGGAAAUGAACAAAAAUGUUUAGAUAACUAUACUACUACUGAUGAAAGAAAUGGAAGCUCACAUGGAAACACAGAGCCUCUGUUGUCUGAAAACAAUAUUACUGAUUACUCCAGUGCAAACUGCACCUUGCCAGAAACAGAUCAUUUGGUUAAAGUUGUUGAUGGGCAGAUAUUAUAUACAUGCAUUGUUUGCAAACGUAGCUAUGUAACAUUGUCCAGCCUUCGAAGACAUGCAAAUGUGCAUUCAUGGAGAAGAACCUAUCCUUGCCAUUACUGCAACAAAGUAUUUGCAUUAGCUGAAUAUCGUACCAGACAUGAAAUCUGGCACACAGGAGAAAGGCGUUAUCAGUGCAUUUUCUGCCUUGAGACUUUCAUGACCUAUUAUAUACUAAAAAAUCAUCAGAAAUCUUUCCAUGCAAUUGACCAUCGACUUGCAGUAAAUAAAAAAACAGCUAAUGGAGGCUUAAAGCCUAGCAUGUAUCCUUACAAACUUUAUAGACUUUUACCUAUGAAAUGCAGAAGGCUACCUUAUAAAUCCUACCAGAAUUCUUCAUAUGAAAAUGUACAAGCAAACAACCAAGUUAAUGAAGCAACUUCUAGUACCUGCAUUAUUCAGAAUUCUCUCAACUCUGAACUACCUUCGCUGAAUUUUCAAAAUAAUAUAUUAACAAACAAUACCACUAUUUCCUUGAAUACAUCUUCAUGCAAUGAUGCAACAUUUUCUAUGAAUAUUCAGAAUGUUUCACCUUGGGCAGUAGGAAUGUUAAAUUCUGACCUACAAAGUGACUUUUUUACUGCAGAAAAAUCAGUGCCCACAGCUGCAAAUGAACUUAGUUCUGGUUCUCAGGAAUGUGAUUCCUCCAUUCUGUCUUUCAGUAAUGUGAGUGAAAAGUCAGCCUCUGUUAUUAACUAUAGCAGCUCAGCACCCUCGGUUAUAAUGCACAGUAGUAGAGUUUCAUCAGUAAUAAUGCACAGUAAUGCAGUCACUUCUGUGGGAAGCAGUAAGACAAUAUGCUCCAAUAAUACAGCCAAUCAGUCCAUAAAAGAUGACUGUAAACAUGGGUCAGAUAAUUAUGGCAAAGGCAUUACUAAAGCAAAAACUAUUAAAGAAAAAAAGAAAACACUUCUGUACAAUAGAGGAGAAACACUCGAGGAAUUACAGUAUAUUACAGGAUCUGGAAGUUCAUCUAACAAGGCUACAGAUACUUUUCAAGAAUCAAGUAAAACUGAAACCUACAUUGCAAAGCCUGCCUUACCUGGAACAUCUACUGAUAGUAAUGUUGCUCCUCUUUGUCAAAUAACAGUAAAAAUUGGGAAUGAGGCUAUUGUAAAAAGACAUAUUUUAGGAUCCAAACUGUUUUAUAAAAGAGAAAGAAGGUCUAAAUGUGACUCUGAACAGGCCAAUCAGCCUCAGGAGACUGAAACAGAGAGAAAAGAAAGAAGCCCAGCUAGGCUUUGCAGAUCAGAAUGUAUGGAACUGACUGAAAUGUGCGAUGAUGUAAGUGAUCAGGAUUCCAAUGACAAACCCUGGAGACCUUAUUAUAAUUACAAACCAAAAAAGAAAUCUAAACAGCUAAGAAAAAUGAGAAAAGUCAAAUGGAGGAAGAAUCAUGGGAACAAGAACUCCAGUAGUGAAAGUCAAAAUAUGUGCAAUAGAGAGUAUGCACUUAGAAACAUUCCUGAAGAAAAUGGCGUCAAUAAAGAAGGAAACACGGAAAUGCCUAAUCUUCAUUGUGAGCUCUGUGAGAUAAAGAAAUCUUCCACUGAAGAAAUCAAAGAACCUAUACAUUGGCAUGUACCUACUUCAAAGCCUUAUAUUUGUGAAUUAUGCCAAAAGCAGUUCCAGAGCCCAUCCACACUAAAAAUGCAUAUGAGAUGUCAUACUGGGGAAAAGCCCUAUACUUGUAAUACCUGUGGUAAGUGUUUUUCAGUUCCAGGAAACCUACAGAAACAUGAACGCAUUCACUUGGGUGUCAAGGAUUUUGUCUGUCAAUAUUGUAGUAAGGCAUUCACUUUAAAUGAAACUCUCAAAAAACAUGAAAGAAUACAUACUGGAGAAAAACGCUACCAUUGUCAAUUCUGCUUACAGAGUUUUUUAUAUCUUUCUACCAAAAGAAAUCAUGAGCAAAGACAUGUACAUGAACAUAAUGGAAAAGGAUAUGCUUGUCUUCAGUGCCCCAAAAUUUGCAAGACAGCAGCUGCUCUUGGAAUGCAUCAGAAGAAACAUGUAUUCAAAAGCCCAAGUCAACAGGAUAGAGAAGAGUAUUUGUGUAAUGAAAGCUCUAAACCUUUGGAAAAUCAAGAUUUCAUUGACUCAGAUAGGAAUGAAGUGAAUAGUAUACAGAGUAUGACUCCAAAAGUUAUACUUUGAGCGACAGUUGUCAAAAACAAGAAAAGAGCACUGACAAAUAUAUUGGAGAAAAAUAUAUAGAAAUGUGGAAUGCAAAGGAAACUCCAGAUUUGGGCAGGUUCAAAAAAUGAAGAUGACAUUUCUUCAUCCAAAUAACUUUCAUAUAUUAGUACAGUAUAUGCAAAAAAUACACUGCAACAGAAAAGCUAUUUGCAAUAGUGUAAACAUAGCAUGAGGGAGAAUGAAAGCCUGAUCCAAAAUAGUUCUGCAACAGUAAACGGUUGUAAUGCAUACACUGAAGAAAACAGUAGGUCCAAUCAAAACCUUUUUAGUAGGAGUUACAAGUAACUAGCCACUGAACUGUCUUAAAGGUACAAUACUGUAUUUGAUUCUGAAUCACUCUGGACGACAUAAUAGCCAGAUAUAUAGGUUCAGAGUAGAUUCACUAUGAAGAAUUUGUGCUACAGAAGAUGAUGUGAUGUAGUUAUACUCAAACUUUCAUGGUAUUGUGUUUAUAAAUGAAAAACAAAAUUUAAAAGACCAUGGCCUAAUGUAUACAGUAUCUUAAAAUAAUCCAGUAAAGAUGGGAAAUGUUUAUUGAAUGUGAGUAUGAAAUAUAGUUCAGUUCUGGAAAACUUUUCUCUAUCUCGAACCUUGGUUUAUACUGUUGUAUGAAUAUUACAUUUUACCUUAUCUAUAGUCAAUUUUACAAUUACAUUGAUAAGCAGUGGGUAUCUGAGUGUCAGUGAGGAUUGGAAACCCUAAUUCAUGAUACCACUGUGGUAUUCAAAAAAUGUUCAUCUUAAAUAUUAAGUCUUCCAAGCUGCAUUAGUCCUAUCAACUGUAUGGCAGGCCAACUAAUCCAGGGGCAAGUCCAGAUUUAUUGUUGUAGAAGCCAAAUGAAACACACUCCAGCUUCAUGAUCAAGGAGCUGUGGAACUGUCCAGUGUAAAGACCUUGUGUAAAUACAUUCCCCACCUUCCAGUGGCUCUGCAGCUCUUGAAUUUUUUGAACCAUCUUGCUUCUUGUUGCAGGAUGCUUAGUCCAUGAGAGUUCCUCCAGCUGGAAUAAUUCCACACAUGCCAUGAGCAGGAGUUGGACUAGAUCUUGGUCUUCAAAUGAGUGGGCUAAAACCAACAAAUAAAAAAUUACCCUUUUGCUUUGCUUUUUUGAGUGGUAGGGGUGGGAAAUAUUUAGUUUCUUUCAUCCAUACGUCAAUCAGGGCUGUGUCAUUGCCUCUACACACUUUCAUCUAUACACACGUUUGAGACAGUCCCCUGUGGAACUGGAGCAUAGGCCAGUCUACUGUGGAGGAGGAGUGGUCUCCUGCCCUGGCAGUCUUUUUAAUUUAGUGGGGAUAGGAGCUUGCCCUGGCCCAUGCCCAUAAUCCAGUUGCUGUUUCUUAGAGUAUGGUGUAUUAACCAUUGGGCCACAUGCUGGCCCAAUUUGCUGUCUGACAAUAAAUAGAGAGCUAAUCAUAUGCUUUGGGUUGCAGCAUCUUUACGGUUCUUCCUUAGAUGAAGAAUGUUCAUCCAGGGAAAGGUACCCCCCACCAAACUUUAUGCCAUGAGCCUGAUUUCUGUAUAUAUGCUGAUCAGUCUUGGUAGAGAUGCAGAUUCUGUUUGAGUAAGAAAGGAGUUAGUAUUCUGAGACUGUUAGAAAGGUAGUACAACUCCUCUCUGAUUGAGGAUUAGUCUCUGAGGCUGCAUGCUUACAACCUGGCUCAGUGUUCUUCUCUGGACAGACACCAGUCUUUUUGGUGAACACAACUGCUGGAUCCCACAUGCUUCUAAUACCCUAAAUCUGGUUAGAGCUGGGUCAGUGUCCCUAGCUCUGGGUCUCUGAGUUUUUGUCUCCAGGAAUGUUUAGUUUGUGGCAAGUUGGGCUGUGAAUCUACCCUGCACUCAUUGGCGUGAAUCUCUUGAAGUUGAGGAUGAUUGUCUUUCAUGGAUUGUCGAUUUCAAAUUAUCUGUGGGGCCACUGAUGUAAGGCCUAUUCUGGAGCUGCAGAUUCUGCCACAUUGCAGACAUGUGUUUUCAAGCAGGGCGGGUGAACCUGGGAUAUUGAUUUGGGCCAUAGCACAGUCUUUCUGUUGCUUCCAUUUUUCAGUUACAUGUAGUUGCAUCUGAUUCUCGAAGUGCUGAGUUCUCUGCCUCAAGCAGUUUCUCUGUUGUCAGUCCUGGAUUAUGUGUUCCCACGAGUUGAUGUCAAUAUUGCAUUUCCUCAUGUUAGCCUUGAAGAUGUCCCUGUAGCAUCUAUUCUGCCCUCCUGGCGCAUGUGCGUUGGUUGAAUUGAGAGUAGAAAACUUGUUUUUGGCAGUCUGGAAUCAGGCAUCCAGACAACAUAGCUUGCCCAGCAAAGCUGAUGAUAAAUAAUCAUCGCCUUGAUGCUCAUAAUAUUGACUUGUGAGAGGACGCUCAUAUUAGUGUGUCUAUUAUCCCAUUUGAUUCGGAGAAUCUUAUGCAUACAGCGUUGAUACUUCUCCCAUACCUUACGAUGUCUCCUGUAUAUUGUCCACGUUUCAGCGCCAUAUAGUAGGGUGGAGAUUACAACAGCUUUAUAGACCAUGAGUUUGGUUUUGGUUCUGAUAUUGCAAUCUUGAUACACCCUCUCUCUCAGAUGAUCAAAAGUUCAGCUUGCACAUUUGAGACUAUAUUGGAUUUCUUCAUCAAUAUCAGCUGUCUGUGAAAAGUGGCUCCCAACAUAUGGGAAGUGCGCAACAUUCUCUAGAGGGUUAUCGUGGAUCUGUAUUGCCAAUGCUGGGAAUUGUGCUCCAGGAGCUUGCUAAUGGAGGAAUGUUUUCUUCUGGACGCUAAACAUCAGUUCCAUUUUCUGAUAUGCUUCAGCAAAGAUGUGGAUGAUCACCUGAAGAUCUAUUUCUGGGUGAACACACACUACAGUGUCGUUAGCAUACUGAAGCUUGAUGACUGAAGUUGGCGAUGUUUUCAUUCUGGAUUGGAAGCAGCUAAGGUUGAACAGCAUUCAAUCCAUUUGGUAAAUUAGCUGCACUCCUACCAGGAUCUUAUCCUUGAUCAAAUAAAGCAUCGCAGCAAGGAAGAUGGAGAAGCGCGUGGGGGUAAUGACACAGCCCUGAUUGACGCCUGUCUUAACCUUACAAGGAGUCAUAGUAGAUCCAUUGUGGAGGAUCACUGCUUGUAUGUCAUCAUGAAGGAGAUGAAGAAUGGUGACAAAUUUCAGUGGACAACCAUACAUCAGAAGGAUUUUCCACAAUGCUUCCCUGUUAAUGGAGUCAAAGGCUUCUGUCAGGUCAGUAACGCCAUGUAUAGUGGUCUGUGGUGUUCUCUACAUUUUUCCUGCAGCUGGCGAGCAGUGACGAUCAUGUCAUUAGUGCCUCUAGAAGGUCUAAACCCACACUGAGAUUCAGGAAGAAUAUCUUUGGCAAGAGCAAGAAAACAGUUCAGGAAAAGUCUUGCAAGGACCUUUCCUGCAGUUGCUAACAGAAAGAUCCUCUAUAAUUUCCAGUUGGAUUUAUCUCCAAAAUUAUGCAAACAGAAAAAUCAGCUUAGAGACUCUCAACGAUCCAGUAAAGCAUGAUCUCUUCCACCAAUGCCUCAGCAUAAAUACCUCGAAAUAGCCUGCCUCAGAUUAACUGUCCAUGUGGACCGUGCUGAUGCACAUCAGACUGCAUUAAUGAAUUGUUAAAAUUUGUCAGCAGAGUCCACAUAGACAGUUAAUCUAUGGCAGCCUACUCAAGAGUAGAUUCACACCCCAGCUUGCUGUGAACUAAUUGUUUGUGUAGACAAGCCCUAAGGUGCACUCCUAGCUACAGACCCCCAUGUCUGCCAUUCUUCCUUGGGAUGUGGGACACUGCAGCCUGACCUGCCUUGAACCCUGAAGCCAGUGCCUCAGCACUCCCAACCCCCCAGUGGCUUAUAUGUGUCCCCUCAGUGUGAGAGCUUUGAGCUCCUACAAAACGGCAGGCAAGCAAAAAAUACAGGCUUAGCAAAGACAUUUCUUAACCACAGUCACUUAAGAAAGCACUAAAGAGUUACAGCGAUCUGCAAAAUAACGAACAGCCUUGAGAUGCCCUCCUUUUAGCGUUAUCUAACCCCUUCUGUGAGCCUGAGGUCUGAGCAUUGUUUCAGGUGAGGCAGACACUCCUGCCUUCUCUCUUGCUCCAGUCUUGUCUUCUGGCUUGUGGCAAUGGAAGGCUCCCAACCCCGCUUAAAUACAAUUGUCCCUUUUUUGCCCUUGUUCUCCAACUGGGAAAUUCCAUCCUAUUCCCCCAGUCAGGCUGCUGUGUAGUGUCCAAUGUCCUAUGGGGAUGGCUGGUAGUGGAGAGACUGUCAAUUGAUGACCCUAGAUGGCUAGAUGAUGGCUCCUCAGCCAUAGUCAUCCUCCAACAGCCAGAAGCCAGAAAUAUUCAUUUGGUGACCCUUAGAGCUCUAUAAGGUCCUAUGUUACCAAGUCUGGCAGAGGUCAGCUCAAAAGAGACAUCCAGUAAGAGCAGAGUUUUACAGUGAAUAUUGUUUUGGUGACUGGAACAAAGGAUCUAAUUUUGAAGAAGAUGGAGAAAACACUUUUUAAAAAUGGUCAAGGAAGGUAGAUGACUGUAAUCUACAUUUUAUACCAUAGGGCUGAUCUGAUAAGUAUCCAUAAUACUGCAUCUGUAUUAUCUAUUCUUCAUGUAUUUUCAUCUGUAUACAGUAUUAUAAAAUAAAGGGCAGGACAAAGAUUGGUGAACCUUAGCUCAUUCUACAUAAAGAUAUGAUGCACAUUUUGUUUACUUAUUUGGUUUUUUAUUAUACAUUAUAAAGAAGUGAUAUCUGGGUAUGAUAAAACUACACUUGAACUGAUAGUGCAGUAAUCAAUUAAAUAAUAGUAUCGUCCACUUAUUUCUUCUGCCAGGGAUGAAUUAUAUGAAUCAAUGAGAGGUUUGGUUCCAUAGCAGCUUUAGGUCCAGACAACUGGGAUUAUGAAAUAAAUACAAUACAAAUGUAAUGAAAUACAUGGGGAUAUUUUCUAAGUCGAUUUAUAUGCUGAUCAUUCUAGACCAAAGCAAAUCAGGUAGAAUAUUUAUACAUAAAAGAUAAUUUUACAAAUAGUUUAUAUAACUGUAUCAUUCAUAAGAAAAAUAUUGAUAGCUUGUGUUAGGCUUGGUGGUUGCAUAUUUUGAUAAAAACACAAUGACUUUAUAAUUCUGUAUAUUCUCUACAGUUUAUAGCAAAGGAAUUUUUAAAAUGGCCAUGUCAUGUUUAUAGUUAAUUGUAGGACUUUUAUCGCAAGUAACAUGUUGAAGUAAUGAGUCAAGUACUAAUGACCAAACUGGAAUUAAAAUAAGUGUAAAAAAUGGAAAUAUUGUACACUGUAAAAUAAUAUAACUUGUUACAUAAUUGCAUUUGAAUUUUGUUUAGAAAUACUAUUAAAUGCAGAUAUUAAGGGUUGGGGGAAAGUCUAUUUUAUUUUUAGAAAGAGUGAUUAUAAUUCUGGUUGUGUUUGAUUAAAAUAACCUGUUCCUAUUUUUAUAAGUCUCUCCAUUUUUUAAAAUGAUUUCAAUAUUGACUUAUUUUUAUAAUUUACAUGGUCAACAGAUUUGUAUCUCCUAUUUUACUCAUCAGCUAUAUUUAGUAUUUUUUAUUUCAAUAUAAAAUUUGUAUUAAGUAUGAAGGGAUGACAACACAGUAGCUACCGUAUUUAUAAACUCAAAAUAAUACCAUUUUGAAAAACAUUUUCUAAACUUAAUUUAAUUUGAUGUUCCGUAAAAGGUGGACAGCCUUGAAUACAGAAGUGCUUAGUUUAUGCACAGAAUACAAGCUGGGCAGCAGUACUGCAAGCUUCCCUACAACAACAUCAAAACUGUUCUAUAGGGUCCACCUCCAAAAAUUAAAAAGUAAUUCCGUCUCCAUCUCAUUCAUUUCCAGGCCAAUUGGGAUGAUAGCUUUUGUGAUAUGGAUAUUGGCCCACUAGGAUUGGAAUAAAAGAACCAACUAAUUUGCUGAAUUAGCUUGUGACAUUUCUACCAACCUGAACUAAUAUUAUAUUAUAGGAGAAACAGCAUAUGAUCGCUCGUGUAAUUAAAGACUAUAUAUUCAUUCAUAUGCAUAGAUGUACACUAUAAUACACAUGCACAGAUGUACAGUUUUAAGGUUGUGCAAAUCUUUAAUGGUUAUUUCCUAGCUUUUGUGUGCGUGUGCAUGCAACCUUAGUGUUCUCUAAAUGUAGGUUUAAUAGUUAUUUAUUAAUAAACAUUUGAAAAGUUCUUUUAAGAUAAGGACAUUUUAUAGCACAUGGAAAAGACCGGGGGUGAAGUCCUGGUCCCACUUAAGUCAGUGGCAAAACUCGCAUUGUCUUCAGUGGAGCCAGGAUUUCACACAGGGUUAUCCUGAAGACCAAAGGAAUGUCUGGCUUGCAGUCUUUUGCUCAUAGAUUCCAAUUUCAGAAGGGAUCGUUCUGAUCAUCAUCUAGUCUGACCUCAUGCAUAACACAGGCUAAUCCUACACCAUUUAUUUUAGAAACACAUGCAGUCUUAAUUUAAAAAUUAUUGAUGGAGAAUCCACCACAACACAUGAUAAAUUGUUCUAAUGGUUAAUUACUCUCAUUGUUUAAAAUAUAUGCGUUAUUUCCAAUCUGAAUUUGUCUAGCUUCAAUUUACAACCAUUGGUUCAUGUUGUACCUUUCUCUAUUACAUUGUAAGAUCCAUUAUUAAAUAUUUGUUCCUCAUGCAGAUAUGUAUAGAUUGUACUAAGUCACAUUUUAACCUUCUCUUUGUCAAGCUAAUUAGAUUGAGCUCCUUGAGUCUAUUACUAAAAGGCAUGUUUUCAAGUAUUUUAAUCGUUCUUGUGGCUCUUUUGUGAACCCUCUCCACUUUAUCAACAUUCUUCUUGAUUUAUGAACACCAGAACAGGACACAGUAUUGCAGCAGUGGUCAUCACCAUUGCCAAAUGCAAAGGUAAAAUAACCUUUCUACUCCUACUCAAGAUUACCCUGUUUAUACAUUGAAGGAUUGCAUUGGCCUUUUUGGCCAUAGAAUUGCACUGGGAGCUCAUGUUCAGCUGAUUAUGUACCACCCCCCGCCCGUGAUGCUUCCAAGGAGUACCCAGGAUUGUGUGGUACUUCCCUACCACCUGCCCUUAAUGUGAGGAAGUCUUGUCUGUGACUGCUGUGGAUCAGCUCCCUGAAACAGAUUCUGGCAACACAAGCGCUAGCUUCUAAGCCUCCGCAGACUCACUCUCAUUACAGGUUAGCAAUAGUCACACCGCACCCACAAAUCCUUGAGUGUUCCCUGUAGUGUGCAACUCCUUACCCACUGAACACUCGCAGAAUUACUAGGCCUGCUGUUCCUAAAAGAACACACAGCACCUAGAUAUAUUUAUGGUGAAAACAGAAAUAAGUUUAUUAUCAAAGACCAGAGAUUCAAGUGAUAGUAAGAAUAUGGGAAAAGAAAUUGUUAAUUUAAAACAAAAUCAUAACACAAUUUCUAGAGACAAAGCUUAACUAACAAGUUAUCCUCCUGUCUAAAGAAGCUUAUCUCACCCAAAGUUCUCUCCAGUCUUUUCAGCACACCCUGGUUGAUAUCCCUUUUUCAUGAAGCAAACUCGCUUCCAUUUACUUUGUAGGUGAAGGAUGCUAGGAUGUCUUUUUUGCAACCCUAAAUAUACUAGCACAGACCUUUUGAUGUGCACCUCAGAAUAGGAUUUCCCUCCACCCCUUCCCUAGUUUACUUCUUCCUGUUACUUUCUUCUAUUUGAAGAUUUCACAACUCUUUAUUAGCAUUCGGAUUAGACUGGUGAGUGGAGGCCCAUUAUGAACCAUACAAUACUUUAAUUUACAUAUAAACAAACAAACGUUUCUUGCCUGAAAGUAAACCUGUUUUUCACAUUUGCUGGUGACCAGUCCCUAGACACAGCCCUUAAGAAUAUAAUUUUCAUUUUAUAUACAUGACUCUUUACACAACAUCCGUACAUGUGUUUUGAAUGAUAUUGAUGACCACCUGUAUGAUGCAGGUUUUGUCUGAGACAUCACAGGUCCCCAUUUGGUGAAUGAAAAUGUAAAUAUCAGACCAGGAGAUUCCUGUACCCUUAUGCAUCACCCGUAUGCCCCACUGCCAGUUGGCAUCAGGAGGUCCAUGCUCACAUAACCUGCAAAUCUUUUUCAGACACACUGCUUCCCAGGAUAAAGUCCCGCAUCCUAUAUUCUUUGUUCCUAGAUGUAUGCAUUUACAUUUUUCUGUAUUAAAACACACAUAUUGUUUGCUUGUACCUAGCUUACAUGUGACCCAGAAAAAAUCCUCCAAUUUUUGUGACAUCUGCAAACUUAUCAGUGAUGAUUUUAUGUUUUCUUCCAGGUCAUUAAUAAAAAUGUUAAAUAGUGUAGGCCAAGACCCGCUUCAAGCAGGACACCACUAGAAAUAGGACCCUGUUCAAAGAUGGUUCUCCAUUUAUAGUGAGACCUAUAAAAUAGCCAGUUUUUAAUCCAUUUAAUGUGUGCCAUAUUAAUUUUAUAUUCUAGUUUUUAAUCAGUACCAAGUCAAAUACUUUACUGAAGGGUAAGUAUAUUGCAUCAACACUAUUACUUUCAUCAACGCUAUCACCGUAAUCUCAUAAAAAUAUCCAAUUUGUUUGACAGAAUCUAUUUUCCAUUAACCCAUGUUGAUUGGCAUUAUUUACAUUACCCUCCUUUAAUUCUUUAUUAAUAGAGUCCUGUAUCACCUGCUUCUUUAUCUUUCCCAUGAUUGAUGUCAGACUGACACACCUAUAAUUACCGGGGUCAUCCUGUUUACCCUUUUUAAAUAUUGGCACAACAUUAGCUUUCUUUCAAUCUUCUGGAACUUGGCCAGUGUUCCAAGACUUAUUGAAAAUGAACAUUAAUGGUCCAUUGAGCUACUCAGCCAGAUCUUUUAAAAUUUAUGGAUGCAAGUUAUCCAGAACUGCUGAUUUUAAAUCUCUAACAUUAGUAGCUGCUGUUCAUACAAUUAGACCAUACCUUUCUCCCUGGAGUAGCAAAGCUCACAAUUCCAUUUUUGUCCAAGGGAAGAAAGUCUAUAAACACUUCAUCCUUAAGGCCCAUCGCUAUGAGACAGCAAGUGCUUCUAUUGAGGGGCUGAGACGAGGUGAGAGCAUGCAGCAACUCAGAGGAAGUGCUCAACAUUUCAUGGGAUCAGACAUUUGAGUAUGAAAUGUAUUUAUAUAAAUGCUCAAGUGAAUAAAGUUGAUUAUGUAGUACCUGA
Messenger RNA from Dermochelys coriacea (leatherback sea turtle), 13458 nucleotides. It is a transcript of the gene ZBTB38, whose product is annotated as zinc finger and BTB domain containing 38. The record is from RefSeq and is a predicted model, not a curated record. Gene Ontology annotation, biological process: regulation of transcription by RNA polymerase II. NCBI's taxonomy places the organism in Eukaryota, Metazoa, Chordata, Testudines, Dermochelyidae. The transcript is spliced from 2 exons. Gene Ontology annotation, molecular function: protein binding; RNA polymerase II cis-regulatory region sequence-specific DNA binding; DNA-binding transcription factor activity, RNA polymerase II-specific. Gene Ontology annotation, cellular component: nucleus. Bases 711 to 4292 code for a protein of 1193 amino acids.